Molecule: messenger RNA, 2038 nt
Organism: Rubroshorea leprosula
Lineage: Eukaryota; Viridiplantae; Streptophyta; Magnoliopsida; Malvales; Dipterocarpaceae
Source: the annotation of a GenBank genome assembly
GUUUGGCCGGCAAGAAAAUUCCAGAAUUUUCCAUGGAGAAAGCGAAAAACUCAGAAGAUGGAUGUGCUUCUCUUUUCGUAGAUGUUGGGUUUUGAUUGUUUGUUUUCUCAUCUUUUGCUUGUUUGUUUCUAUUUGACGAUAAAGACCAAAUGGUUUCCAAGAGGGAACGCCAAGGCAAAGAAGCUUCCAAGGCGUACUCGACGAAGGGUGUCUCUGGUGAUAUAAUUCCCCACUUGCUUAACUUGUCAGUUUGUUCUUCCUGUUCUCUAAUAGACAUCAUAUGCUCACUAUAUGCUCGACUGAUUUUCAGUUUGAAAGUUGCAGCUUUAGUUUUAUGCUUUUUUGUGAAGUUAAAGAUUAUAAUUCUUUGGUUUUAGAUUUAAGUUUGUUAAACUGGAGAGGAAACGGUUGGGUUUCAUUUGAUUUGCCAUUCAGUUUUCUUAUUACAAUACUUGGUUGAUUGCAUUGUAUUGCUCAUUGUGUAAUUUCUAAUGGAUUGCUUCAGAUAUGGAUCUUGUGCCACACCACGCGACUUUGAAAUCUAUGCCCCAGAUGCUACUUUUGAAGAUCCACUUAUGUGUGCUCAUGGGGUGAAGCAGAUCAAAUCAGCAUUUUAUUCACUUUCCAAGAUUUUUAGUGAAUCAAGAAUAGUAGAUUAUAGUGUCAAAGAAAAUGCAAUUUCAGCUGGAAAGCAAGAGAUAUUAAUUGACAACAAGCAACAAUACAAGUUCAUGGGAAGAAACAUAGACAUGAUAUCUCUCAUCAAGCUGUAUGUUGAGAAUGGGAGAGUUGUUCGUCAUGAAGAUUGGUGGGACAAGAAGCCUAUUUGGAAUAGGGAAACAGUUAAGCUGCCACUUGUUGGCCGAAUGUUGGAAAUGACUCGCAGGGGGUCUAUGCUUGUAACUCAUGCUUUGAUGGGGUUUGGGAAGGAUCCUACCAUGUAAGAUCAAUUCCAAGACCAGAAAAAGAAAAUGACAACUUUGGAUCCUCCCAAUGUUGGAUUUGUGAGUAAUAAUAAGCAUCCAUUGGCUGUUUACUUGUACUUGAGAUUGAACGAUGUAACAUAACACUUGGAUUAAUUCUUUAAAGUGGUUCUGUUUAUGAGAUGUAAACCAUUACAAUUAGAAUAUGAUCCAGGAACUAUAUUAUGCAUAUAAAAAAUCUGUCUAUAUGGCACAUUGAUUCUAUAUUAUUCUGAUAAUGGGCAUGUAAUGCUUCUGUCUUACUGAUGAAAAUCUCCUUAGAUUUCCUUUUUCAGUUUUUUUUUCUUCUCUUUAAAGAAAAAGAAAGCUCCAUUCACAUGUUGGAAAAUUUGACUGAGUCAUUGGGCAGGUGAGGUUAGUUUGAAAGUAGUGUGAGUACCAGCCCCAGCACUCAAACAAAAAGUUACUCUCUCCUAAAAAUGCUUAAAGACUAGGACCACAAGCAAUCAUUGAAAGCACCACCACAUCAGUCUUUGAAGGAUCCAAGGCAGCAUUCUUCAGGUGAUGAUAGAAAGAGAGGGAUAUGAUUCAAUUAUUCACUGAUUAUUGGUGUUUGAGAUCCGAGAAUUCCCUUACUUUCAUGCAACAUUCACUUGUAACAGAAAGAACAAAGCAUUACCUUUCUUUUCCUAAAGACUGCAAAAGCCCAGUCUGUGGAAACUUUGUCUCCAUGCCAUUCCUUUUCUGCAGAGACAGGCUACCCUCUCUUAUCCAUGCCUCUCUUAGAAAGUAUUGAGGUGUGGAAGCUUGUCUUGGGUGGAGGCUGUAAGAGAGUAAUGAAAGCAAAAAGGCUUGAGUUACUAUGUAACAAAAUCUAAUUCGAUUGUGGCAGUUGAUAAAGCCGGGCAAAGAUGAAUUAGGACAACACUUGAACCAAGGUUUGAUCUUACCAAUAAUUUUGUCUUAGAGAAUGUUUUAUUAUGUCGGUUAAGCCAAAAAUUAUAAAUUAGUCAAAUCAAUUCAGGUAGCCUCUUUGCAAAGCAAUUAACUUAGGUUGAGACUUUGAAAGAGAAUAAGGGGAGACGUGAAACUAACAAGAAAGGUAUCACAAUUGG